Messenger RNA from Trichomycterus rosablanca, 3858 nucleotides. RefSeq names its product bromodomain containing 2b (gene brd2b). Gene Ontology annotation, biological process: regulation of DNA-templated transcription; chromatin remodeling. NCBI's taxonomy places the organism in Eukaryota, Metazoa, Chordata, Actinopteri, Siluriformes, Trichomycteridae. The coding region runs from base 207 to 2702 and encodes 831 amino acids. Gene Ontology annotation, cellular component: nucleus; chromatin. The record is from RefSeq and is a predicted model, not a curated record. The transcript is spliced from 12 exons.
GCAAUUGAACUUUAUAGGAGAGUUAAGGAACCGAAAUAGGAGUCGACUCCGAUAUCUACUGAAUGGAGCGCCUGAUGAAUAAUAAGCGCUGAUUUAAAGUACUCAGCAUUUGUAGAAAAUUGUAUAUCAUGUCCUGGGAUUCGGGUAAAGAUUCCUGAAGUAGAUUCAUACGUUUGUUCAGUGGAAUCGAACAGACAGAUGGCAGUAUGGAGUUGAUUCCAUAUGGGUGGACCAUGAGGUGGACUUUCGCCAUUGUCAGGUCUGUCAUGGCGGGUGGCAUGGAUUUAAACUCAGCCAGCUCGGGCAAACGUAUCCGGAAGCCCUCGCUGCUCUUCGAGGGCUUUGAGGGACCAGGCCUGCCCCAUGCACCGAUGCCAUCGCCGGCGUCUUCGCUGAACCCCCCAGUGAUGGACCCGAGCCGCCCAGGCCGCGUGACCAACCAACUGCAGUACCUCCAGAAGAUGAUGACGAAAGCGUUGUGGCGUCACCACUUCGCCUGGCCCUUCCACGAGCCCGUGGACGCUGUUCGCCUCAGCCUGCCCGACUACCACAAGAUCAUCAAGCAGCCCAUGGAUCUGGGCACCAUUAAGAAGCGUCUGGAGAACAACUACUACCGCAGCGCCACCGAGUGCAUCCAGGAUUUCAACACCAUGUUCACCAACUGCUACAUCUACAACAAGCCUACAGAUGACAUUGUACUGAUGGCCCAGUCUCUGGAGAAGGUUUUUCUGCAGAAGAUGGCCCAGAUGCCCGAGGAGGAGAUUGAAUUGCCCCCUCCUGCACCAAGAGGCAGAGGACUCAAGCCUGGCAAAGGCCGCAGGGGCAGAGGAGGGGGCAUCACCGCGGCUCAGAUGCAGGUCCCUGCCGUGUCCCAGUCUGCCUACUCGCCCUCGCCUCCCGGUACCCCGGACUCCCGGUUUUCCAGCUCUCCUCACAUGAUGCUUACCAAACCUGGACCUCCUCCACCACCUCAUCCACUUUUGACUCUGCCCCCCACACAGCCCACAGCAAAGAAGAAAGGUGUGAAGCGUAAAGCCGACACAACCACCCCCAGCACCACCACCGGAUUCCCCCUGCCCUCCCCUGUCCGUGCGGUCGGCAUGGGCAAAGGCCGCGGGGCCCUCUCACUCUCGCCCAUCCCCAGCCUGGUGCACGGCAUGGGUACAAGCGACCCGGUCCACCUGCAGCCAGUGAUGGGCCGUUCUGUGCCACGCCGGCCCAUCAAACCCCCGUGCAAGGAUCUGCCCGAGAUGCCGCGGCCGAGCCGCGCGUCUCAGCACCGCACCAAGCUGAACGGGCAGCUGCGCUACUGCAACUCCAUCCUGAAGGAACUUCUGGGCAGAAAGCACGCAGCCUACGCGUGGCCCUUCUACAAACCCGUGGACGCGUCCCUGCUCGGCCUGCAUGACUAUCACCUCAUCAUCAAGCAUCCCAUGGACCUCAGCACCAUCAAGAGGAAAAUGGACGAGCGGGAGUACCGGAGCGCUCAGGAGUUCAGCGCUGAUGUUCGGCUCAUGUUCUCCAAUUGCUACAAGUACAAUCCACCGGAGCACGAUGUGGUAGCCAUGGCACGCAGACUGCAGGACGUGUUCGAGUUCCGUUUCGCCAAGAUGCCCGACGACGUCAUGGAAGAGGACGACGACGAAGAGGGGCUGGCACACACCUCCAUGAGCCACAAUAUGGGCAUCAUCGGAUUGCAGCACUCCUCCUCGUCCUCGUCGUCUUCCUCGUCCUCGUCGUCCUCGUCGUCGCCCUCUUCCUCCUCGGAGAGCGAGCCGAGCAGCGACAGCGAGCCGAGCAGCGGAAGCAGCCCGAGCUCGGACAGCGAGGAGGAACGGGCGCAGCGCCUGGCCCAGCUACAGGACCAAGUGUGUACUCAGCUGAGAGCGGUGCACGAGCAGCUGGCUGCUCUCUCCUCCGGCCCCAUCAUCAAACCCAAGAAGAAGCGAGAAAAGAAGAAGGACAAGAAAAAGAAAAAGAAGCUCGACAAGCACAAAAGUGGCCGGAGCAACGACCGAGAGAGGGAGAAAGUACCCAAAGCGAGCAAGAGCAAAUCCAGCAAGGUGAUGCCAGCGUCCACUCAGAAAAGAGCUCCUGCCAAGAAGAACACCAAGAGCAAGACGACUAAGAAGUCCGUGCCGGCCGCGGCCCGCUUCCCGCCGCCCACCCCGCCCGUGCCGCUCUACGAUUCGGAGGAGGAAGAAGACGGCCUGCCCAUGAGCUACGACGCCAAGCGCCAGCUCAGCCUGGACAUCAACAAGCUCCCGGGGGACAAACUGGGCCGCGUGGUGCACAUCAUUCAGUCCCGCGAGCCCUCGCUGCGCGACACCAACCCCGAGGAGAUCGAGAUCGACUUCGAGACCCUCAAACCGUCGACGCUGCGCGAGCUGGAGACCUACGUGGCGAGCUGUUUGAGGAAAAAGCCGCGCAAGCCCUACGUGAUCAAGCCCAGCGGUGGGAAGUCUCGCGAGGAGCUGGCGCUGGAGAAGAGAAGGGAGCUGGAGAGGAGGCUGCAGGACGUUAGUGGUCAGCUUAAUUCGGUCAAGAAGCCACAGAAGCCCAAAGUGGAAAAGGCCAGCGCCGGCGUGGAGCAGCACUCGGCCGUGCCGGCUCGCCUCAGCGCCAGCAGCUCCAGUUCCGACUCCUCGUCAUCGUCUUCGUCCUCCUCCUCCUCAGACACCAGCGACUCUGACUCCAGGUGAUUCCGGGGGACGACGAGAGAAACCGAACACGACCGCAUCCCGACGGAGUAAAUUCUGGAAGAGUCGGGGUGACGUAGCUCAGGAUGGAAGGACGAAGCGAGAGAGGAGAGAGGAGAGAGGAGAGGGAACCGGUCGCUCGCUCAUCGCUCCCAUCACAAGGACGCAUUGUUGUGCAACUACGACGUGUUUCCAGACGUGUUUGUUAACAGUGUACAGAAUGUGUUGCAUUAAUUUUUCUUUUAUAAAGAAGACUUUUAUAAUCGUGCCCAUAGUGGGAGGUUAUGUGGACUGUGCUGCUGAGGGUGGGUUGGUGACGUUACAUGGUCUAGGUGUCUCUAAAGCAUGACUUUCAGUAUCGGAUGCAUCCACUGCUUUAAUUCAAACCCUCGAAUAAUCUGGUCUUCAACCAGUGGAUGAGUUUUCCAAACUCGUUCUUAAAACAAAAAAAAAAAACAACCUUGCUUAAACAGAAUAAUGAAGCGGGCUAAUUAAUGCACCGUUUUCCUUCUUGAGUUCCUAAAAUCUAGACCAACGGAAAGCAAAAUUAAAUUUCCACAAACUUGCGUCUUUUAUUUUUGUUCUUUCCUUUUUUAUAUAUAUAUAUAUAUUCGUCUUUCAAAAAUAUUUCCCAAAGCUCAAACCGGACCCGAAAUAUCACAGUCCACCUCGACUUGCUGCACAAUGUAGAUUUCCUGCUAGCUUUCAUGCGUAUUCAACCAUAUCAGCUUAGCCUAGUGCUGCUUUUAAGUUAGACAUUCGAACCCCAGUCGGAAAUUCAAGAAUUCGAAGUGACCGGCGGAGGUCCGAGGUGAGAUUCGGGUCGACGGGAUUAAAAGCGGUGCUUUUGUUCUAAAGGAAACGGAAGAAAGAAAAAAAUCUAUGUAUAUCGAGUGCAUGAAAGCGAUUGGCCGCGUACUGUAUAUAAGCUCGUUUGAUUAUGGUUUCUACCUUUAUUUUGUUCUUUCCUUUGUGUGAGCUGUUAGUUUUAACCUCUUUAGUUUUUUUUUGAAUGUAUAAAAUAACAUCUGAUUGUUGUGAACGACGUAGCUGCACAGACACAACAUUCCGUUCUGCUAUAUUUAUAUCCAAAACAUGGGCUUUCAACUGUAUAUUUAGUUUGCUUUUAUUUGGAUGUGAAUACACGUAUGCCAACUGA